AUGUCCACUGCCGACGUUGAAAAGAUCACUGCUGGCGUUGCCGCCACCAACAUCAAGGAGGACAACUCCGCCUCCACCGUUGCUGCUGCCGAAGGUCGCAGGCUCUACAUUGGAAACUUGGCCUACACUACUACUGAAGACCAAUUGAAGGACUUCUUCAAGGGUUACUCCAUCGAGUCUGUCUCCAUCCCAGUCAACCCUCGUACCAGCCGUGCUGUUGGUUAUGCAUUCGUCGACGUUGCCAAGAAGGAAGAAGCCGACAAGGCCAUCACCGAGCUCUCCGGCAAGGAAAUCUUGGAGCGUAAGGUUUCCGUCCAGGUCGCUCGCAAGCCUGGUACUUCUCCAGCCGCCGCUGCCAAUGGUGAAGCCCCCAACAAUGGAGACAAGCGUGCUCCUCGUCGUGGGCGUGGUGGUUUCCGUGGUGGCCGCAGUGGUGGUCGUGGCUCUCGCUUCAGACCUCGUUCUGACUCAACUCGUGCUGCUCCAAAGGAUACUAUCACAGCUGAUCCAACUGAAACCCCGGCUCCAUCUGCUGCUGCCCAUAGCACUCCAGUCACUGCCAUCACCGAGGCUCCAAAGACUACUACUACCGAGGCUCCAGCUGCUGAUGCCGACAAGGGUCCCCGUGGUCCUCGUCGCAAGCGUGGCCCACCAGAAAAUGGAGUUGCCAGCACCACCAAGGUCAUGGUUGCCAACUUGCCCUACGAAUUGAGCGAGUCUGCUCUCAAGGAACUUUUUGCUGCCUACAACCCGGAGUCCGCCAAGAUUGCCCUCCGUCCCAUCCCACGCUUCAUGGUUCGCAAGCUCCAGGCUCGUGGUGAGGCUCGUAAGGGACGUGGCUUCGGCUUCGUCACACUCCCCAGCGAGGAAAUGCAAAAGAAGGCUGUCGAUGAGAUGAACGGCAAGGUCGUCGAAGGUCGUGAGAUCGCCGUCAAGGUCGCCAUUGAUAACCCGAAGGAUGAGGAAGGUGAAGCCGCUGAGGACGCCCCAGCUAACGGUGAAACCGCUAUUACUACCACCACCACCGCGGAUGCUCCGGACGCUACCACCAAUACUACUGCUGUCGUUACCACCCCAGCCGCUACUGCUUAA
Messenger RNA from Orbilia oligospora ATCC 24927, 1092 nucleotides. RefSeq lists its product as uncharacterized. The record is from RefSeq and is a predicted model, not a curated record. The transcript is spliced from 4 exons. Gene Ontology annotation, cellular component: cytoplasm; ribonucleoprotein complex; nucleus. Gene Ontology annotation, molecular function: mRNA binding. Bases 1 to 1092 code for a protein of 363 amino acids. Lineage: Eukaryota; Fungi; Ascomycota; Orbiliomycetes; Orbiliales; Orbiliaceae.